AUGAUCCCAGCUUUGCAGAUGCCGUCACCCCGGAACCUCCUGCGCUGCCCAACCAUGGUCAACCCUACCGUGUUCUUUGACAUUGCCAUUGACGGCGAGCCCUUGGGCCACGUCUCCUUCGAGCUGUUUGCAGACAAAGUUCCAAAGACAGCAGAAAACUUUCGUGCUCUGAGCACUGGGGAGAAAGGCUUUAGUUAUACAGGUUCCUGCUUUCACAGAAUAAUUCCGGGAUUUAUGUGCCAGGGUGGUGACUUCCCACGCCAUAAUGGCACUGGUGGCAAGUCCAUCUGUGGGGAGAAAUUUGAUUAUGAGAAUUUCCUCCUGAAGCAUACGGGUCCUGGCAUCUUGUCCAUGGCAAGUGCUGGCCCCAACACAAACGGUUCCCAGUUUUUCAUCUGCACUGCCAAGACUGAGUGGUUGGAUGCCAAGCAUGUGGUCUUUGGCAAGGUGAAAGAGGGCAUGAGUAUUGUGGAAGCCAUGGAGCGCUUUGGGUCCAGGAAUGGCAAGACCAGCAAGAAGAUCACCAUUGCUGACUGUGGACAAAUCUAACAAUAAAUUUGACUUGUGUUUUAUCUUAA
Mesoplodon densirostris (Blainville's beaked whale) is the source of this 578-nucleotide messenger RNA. RefSeq names its product peptidyl-prolyl cis-trans isomerase A-like. The record is from RefSeq and is a predicted model, not a curated record. Gene Ontology annotation, biological process: protein peptidyl-prolyl isomerization; protein folding. Gene Ontology annotation, molecular function: peptidyl-prolyl cis-trans isomerase activity. NCBI's taxonomy places the organism in Eukaryota, Metazoa, Chordata, Mammalia, Artiodactyla, Ziphiidae. The coding region runs from base 1 to 549 and encodes 182 amino acids. The transcript has a single exon.